UGCGUACUGCUUAGUAAUAAGGAGGUUGACGUAUAUUUCCAAUGGAUGUAUUUCCAAACUAUGAUGUGGCACCGUAGAGAAGCGGUCUGCGCUAGAUAACAACAUUGACGGUGUUAUACUUUGAGUGAAGCUCCUAAUGAAGCAACAUGUUGGGUGCUGGAGUAUCCAACAACAAGGUCAAGUAUUCACGGCUGGCUGCUGAUGAAGACGGUUACAUAGACUUACAGUUCAAGAAAAGCCCGACAAAGGUCCCAUACAAGGCGAUUGCACUGGCAAUAUUCCUGUUUUUGAUUGGCUCCUUACUGAUAAUCUUCGGGGCUCUUCUUCUGUCGGGAACCAUUAAGGUCGAGAACCCAGACCGCACCAUUCCUGUCAUCAUCAUAGGGCUGCUCGUUUUCCUCCCUGGAUUUUACCAUUUGAGAAUCGCCUACUACGCCGCAAAGGGUUACCGGGGUUACUCCUACGACGACAUCCCAGAUUUUGGCGACUGACCCCUCCACUCGCCACUGCUGUAUACCCUGAGACUGUUGCCUGCUGUUUACUUUCUUAUGUAUGUAGCUAAUAAUGCAAAACUGUAUCACUGGAGACACGUGUUUUGCUGUUUUUUAUGAUUCUUAUGAUUUAUUUGACGCUCUGUGUUGUAUUGGCCUCCACGCAAAAGCUGGACGAACCUUAGAGGCUUUAUAUAUUCAACUUUAUUUACAAAGAAGCAAACACUUAACGAGUAGAGGACCACUGUCCACAUGUCGCUGUUGUACAUUACUCACCACUCAUUCAAGAAGCAAAACACCUUGGAUGAGUGGUGAAACAUUUUCAGAGACUACACAGAGGCCUUUGAACUUACCGCUGCUGGGACGUCCUGGGUGACUGAGAAGGUUUGUGUUCUUUGCACAGUUGCACAGCUGUUUCAUAGUGUAUCUUAAACAAAUAUUUAUUUGUGACUGUAGUCUUAAAGUCUUAAUGAUUUAAUGCAGAGCUCAGGGGGACUGUAUUUCUCCUGAAAGAUUGUAUUUGCAAUGCUAUCCAAAAAUGGAUUACCCUGUUGAAGUACAGUAUAUUUUUUGACUGAAAUGUAUUACUUUCUGUAUGAAGUAUUGCCGUUGGUGCAUAUUCAAUUGAUUUUGAAUAUCAAAGAAAGAUGUAUUUUUUACAUGCAUUGCUUGAUUUAAAAAAAUAAAAUAAAAGUAGAAAUCUGAUCUAGAA
Cottoperca gobio is the source of this 1203-nucleotide messenger RNA. RefSeq names its product transmembrane protein 230-like. The transcript has 4 exons. The coding region runs from base 147 to 491 and encodes 114 amino acids. Gene Ontology annotation, biological process: synaptic vesicle transport. Gene Ontology annotation, cellular component: synaptic vesicle; endomembrane system. NCBI's taxonomy places the organism in Eukaryota, Metazoa, Chordata, Actinopteri, Perciformes, Bovichtidae. The record is from RefSeq and is a predicted model, not a curated record.